AUGUAUAAAUUAAACACAAUACAAGGACAUUAAUUUUUCAAUUUUCAGGCUCCCUUAAAUUACUUUUCAAAAAGAAAACUCUUUCAAUUAGCCAAUGAAAUAAAACCAAGAAAAAUAGAUUCUCUAGGUAGAGUAGUUAUUUCUUCAUCUCUCCCAAAAGGUUUUUGGUUCAGAGAUUAUGAUGCAGUAAGAACAGUCAGUAAAAGCUUGAAAGAAAGUCGUCCUAAUAAUCACAGAAUAUAGAAUCCUAUUUAUUUUAAGAGAAGAGAUAUUUAAGAACAUUUACAAAACUACACAAUAAGAGCAAGUACUCCAAAUCCAUCAAAAAAAUGGAGAAAAUAUCGUAAUUUAAUAUUGAACAACAAUAAUCAUAUAAGAGAGUAAAUAAAAUAAAAAUUUUAAGAGACUCUUAACUUAUUGAUUCCUAAUUGUUAAUUAUCACCUCCAAAGAGUAAACGUAGUUCAUUCAUGUACAUGUAAUAAUAACAAUAUUUACUUGAACUUCAAACAGGUUAAAAAUCAAAAUUAAAACAUAUAAGUAGACAACCAUCAAAUAGAAAGGAUGAAAGUAUGAGAUCUUUAGAUAGACAUUUCUAAGAUAUUAAUUGUGCAUAAAGCAAUUUCAAUCAUUCCUAUAUUUAAGAAAAAUUGAUUACAUCAAAUCAAAUUACUCCCAGAAAUAGAUUCUUUAAAGAUUGCUUCAGAUUAUAUGGAAUAGAUUCUUAAGUACAACCACCAAAAAAUAAAUUGAUUUUUACUGACUCUGUUUAAUUAGUAGAAUCUUAAGAAACUAGAUGUGAUAAAAUUGAACUUAUUUAAAGUAAUCGUGACAAAUACAGCUAAAAAUACAUUCCUUUAUUAAAUUUAAUUAAGAAACAAAGAAAAAAGAACUUACAAACUAAAAUAGCAUCUCCAAAGUAUCCUAAAUUAAACACUUCAAAUCCAAAAGAUAAUAGAAUUGUUAAUAUUUAUUUUCCAUCUCUUAAAAAAAUUAAUCUAAGGAAUCACUCUUGA
Paramecium pentaurelia is the source of this 1014-nucleotide messenger RNA. NCBI's taxonomy places the organism in Eukaryota, Ciliophora, Oligohymenophorea, Peniculida, Parameciidae. The record is from the annotation of a GenBank genome assembly.